Molecule: messenger RNA, 8123 nt
Organism: Salvelinus fontinalis (brook trout)
Lineage: Eukaryota; Metazoa; Chordata; Actinopteri; Salmoniformes; Salmonidae
Product: sodium channel protein type 2 subunit alpha-like
Exons: 27
Coding region: 190-6165 (1991 amino acids)
Biological process (GO): membrane depolarization during action potential; sodium ion transmembrane transport; neuronal action potential
Cellular component (GO): plasma membrane; axon; voltage-gated sodium channel complex
Molecular function (GO): protein binding; voltage-gated sodium channel activity
Source: RefSeq, a predicted model, not a curated record
CAAAUCGAAAGAAGAAAACACAUUUGACUUAGUCAAGUUUACACAUGUGUCCUUCAAUCACCUUACUCGGGAGAAAGCAACAUCGAGGCGUGCCUAGCGAUUAUUGUCUUUACCUGCCUUGGAUGAAAAACGAAUGUCCUUUCUAUUGAAGGAGGCUAGCCGUUCACUCUGAAUGUGCAGGAUGAAAAGAUGGCACAGCUGCUUGUACCGCCAGGACCAGACAGCUUCCUCCUGUUUUGUCGUGAGUCCCUUGAUGCCAUCGAGAGGCGGAUCGCUGAGGAGAACGCCAAGAAACCCAAGGGGAAGCCCAAUGACGAUGACGACAACGGACCCAAGCCCAGCAGUGACCUGGAGGCAGGCAAAUCACUGCCACUCAUAUACGGGGACAUUCCCAAAGGAUUGGUGUCCACACCACUGGAGGACCUGGACACCUUCUACAGCAACCAGAAAACCUUUAUAGUAUUGAACCGAGGGAAGGCCAUCUUCCGCUUCAACGCCACUCCUGCCUUGUAUGUCUUAAGCCCCUUCAACCCUCUUAGAAGAAUAUCAAUUAAGGUUUUGGUUCACUCAUUGUUCAGCAUGGUAAUCAUGUUCACUAUCCUUACCAACUGUGCGUUUAUGACCCUGAGUCAGCCCCCAGACUGGGCAAAGAAUAUAGAGUACACAUUCACUGGAAUUUAUACAUUUGAAUCUCUUAUAAAAAUAUUGGCAAGGGGCUUCUGUGUCGGGAAGUUCACCUUUCUACGAGAUCCAUGGAACUGGUUGGAUUUCUGUGUCAUUGUCAUGGCGUAUGUAACAGAGUUUGUAAAACUAGGCAAUGUUUCAGCUCUUCGCACUUUCAGAGUACUGAGAGCUUUGAAAACUAUUUCAGUUAUCCCAGGCCUGAAGACCAUUGUGGGAGCGCUGAUCCAGUCAGUGAAGAAACUGUCAGACGUGAUGAUCCUCACUGUAUUCUGCCUAAGUGUCUUUGCCCUAGUAGGGCUGCAGCUGUUCAUGGGCAAUUUAAGAAACAAAUGUUUAAGGAUCCGUCCUAACUCAACCAACCUCUUGAAUGAUACAUUGGACUUUAAUGGGAAGGAGUAUAAUGAUGCGGACUUUAACGAGACCGUCCCGUUCAACUGGACCAAUUACACUAAUAAUCCUGAUAAUUAUUACUACCUCCCAGGUAAAAGGGAUGCUUUGCUUUGUGGAAAUGGCAGUGGUGCUGGGCUGUGUCCAGAGGGAUUCUGGUGCGUCAAAGCGGGCCGGAACCCAGACUACGGCUACACCAGCUUUGACACGUUCAGCUGGGCCUUCCUGUCUCUGUUCAGACUGAUGACUCAGGACUACUGGGAGAACCUCUACCAGCAGACCCUGCGGGCUGCUGGGAAGCCGUAUAUGAUCUUCUUUGUGCUGGUCAUCUUCCUGGGCUCCUUCUACCUGAUCAACCUGAUCCUGGCUGUGGUUGCCAUGGCGUACGACGAGCAGAACCAGGCCACCAUGGAGGAGGCUCAGAAGAAGGAGGAGGAGUUCCAAGCCAUGCUGGAGCAGCUGAGGAGACAGCAGGAGGAUGCACAGGCGGCGGCAACGGUGAUGGCGGCGGAGAGUGGGGAGUUCAGUGAGAGAGGGGACCUCACUGAGACCUCCUCAGAAGCCUCCAAACUCAGCUCCAAGAGCGCCAAAGAGAGGCGCAACAGGCGCAAGAAGAGGAAGCAGAGGGAGCAGGAGGAGAGAGAGGACAAUGACAAGUGUCACAGGUCUGAGUCCGAAAGCAGUAUGAAAAAGAGUCACUUCCGCUUCUCCAUGGAUGCCUCUAACCUGCACAACUAUGACAUGAGCUGUUCAACACCAUAUCAGUCCUUCCUGAGUAUCCGCGGACCCCUGUUCUCGUCCAGACGGAACAGCCGGGCUAGCCUCUACAGCUUCCGGGACCGUGCGCGGGACAUAGGCUCGGAGAACGACUUUGCCGACGACGAGAACAGCACUUUCGAGGACAACGACAGUCGCCGGGGCUCUCUGUUUGUCCCUCGGCGGAGCGACCGGCGCUCCAGUAACGUGAGCCAGAACAGCAUGCCAUCACACGUCCUGCUGCCAGCAAAUGGGAAGAUGCACAGCUCUGUCGACUGCAACGGGGUGGUGUCCCUAGUGGGCGGGGCUUCACUCCCCAAGUCACCUGAGGGACUCCUUCUGCCAGAGGAAAACCCGACGGAGACAGAGUAUAGAACGACCCGAUAUGGAUCGUACCAGGCCUCUAUGGACUUCCUGGAAGACCCCGUUGCCAGACAGAGGGCGCUCAGUGUAGCUAGUGUUAUAACCAACACUAUGGAAGAACUUGAAGAAUCGAGACAGAAGUGCCCUCCUUGCUGGUACAAGUUUGCCAACACCUUCCUCAUCUGGGACUGUUGUCCGAAGUGGCUGAGGAUCAAGAAAAUAGUCAAUAUGAUCGUGAUGGACCCGUUUGUAGACCUAGCUAUCACCAUAUGUAUUGUUAUGAACACAGUGUUCAUGGCUAUGGAGCAUUACCCAAUGUCUGGGGAGUUCAACACCAUGCUUUAUGUGGGAAACCUGGUGUUCACAGGUAUCUUCACAGCUGAGAUGUGUUUCAAGAUUAUUGCUUUGGAUCCAUACAUUUAUUUUCAGGAAGGCUGGAAUAUAUUUGAUGGUAUCAUUGUCAGUUUGAGCUUGAUGGAGCUUGGCUUGGCCAACGUGUCUGGAAUGUCUGUCCUCAGAUCAUUCCGAUUGCUGAGAGUAUUCAAACUGGCCAAGUCUUGGCCCACACUGAACAUGCUGAUCAAGAUCAUUGGUAACUCAGUGGGGGCUCUGGGUAAUCUCACCCUCGUACUGGCCAUCAUUGUCUUCAUCUUCGCCGUGGUGGGCAUGCAGCUUUUUGGGAAGAGCUACAGAGACUGUGUGUGUAAGAUCUCAACAGACUGCACACUGCCCCGGUGGCACAUGCAUGACUUCUUCCACUCCUUCCUGAUUGUGUUCCGGGUGCUGUGUGGGGAGUGGAUCGAGACCAUGUGGGAUUGUAUGGAGGUGGCUAGUCAGAGCAUGUGUCUCAUCGUCUUCCUGAUGGUCAUGGUCAUCGGGAACCUAGUGGUCCUGAAUCUGUUCCUGGCCUUGCUGCUGAGCUCGUUCAGUGCUGAUAACCUGGCGGCCACGGAUGAUGACAGCGAGAUGAACAAUCUGACGGUGGCCAUAGGCCGCAUCCACCAGGGCAUCACCUUCGUCAAGGCCUUGGUGCGCCGCUCUUUCCAAAGCAUCUGUCUGAGGAAGAAGAAGAGGAGCCUGAACGAGGACAAGACCCUGGAUGACCUCCACAAAACCAUGGGGACCAACUGGAACUCCAACCACACCACUGUGGAGAUCAUGAAAGACCCUGAUUACAUAAAGGGUGGCAAUGGCGCCACCAGUGGGUUGGGAGUGGGGGUGGGCAGUAAUGCAGCAGGGAAGUACAUAAUGAAUGACAACACUGACUAUAUGCCGUUCAUCCACAACGCCAGCCUGACCGUCACGGUGCCCAUCGCUGUGGGAGAGUCGGACCUCAACACUGAGGACUUCAGCAGCGAUUCCUCGGACAUAGAAGAAAGCAAAGAGCAGCUAUCUGAAGACCAUCCGCUGAGCUCCUCAGAGGGCAGUACAGUGGACAUUAGGCCCCCAGGAGAGGGAGAGGGCUCGGUGGACAUGGAGCCUGAGGAGUCCAUGGAACCUGAAGGCUGCUUCACUGAUGGAUGUGUCCGCAGAUUCCAAUGCUGCCAAGUGAACGUUGAUGAGGCCAAGUGGAAGAUGUGGUGGACGUUGAGAAAAACUUGUUUUAGGAUAGUGGAGCACAACUGGUUUGAGAGCUUUAUCAUCUUCAUGAUCCUGCUCAGCAGUGGAGCGCUGGCAUUUGAGGACAUCUACAUCGAGAAGAGGAAGACUAUUAAGACUGUGUUGGAGUUUGCAGACAAAGUCUUCACCUACAUCUUCAUCCUGGAGAUGUUGCUGAAGUGGGUGGCCUAUGGAUUCGCCAAAUACUUCACCAACGCUUGGUGCUGGCUGGACUUCCUCAUUGUCGACGUGUCUCUUGUCAGCCUUGUGGCCAACGCCCUGGGCUACGCUGAGCUGAGUGCCAUCAAGUCCCUGAGGACUCUACGAGCACUGAGGCCCCUGAGAGCGCUGUCCCGCUUCGAGGGCAUGAGGGUGGUGGUCAACGCUCUGCUCGGAGCCAUCCCCUCCAUCUUCAAUGUGCUGCUGGUCUGCCUCAUCUUCUGGCUCAUCUUCAGUAUCAUGGGCGUCAACCUGUUUGCAGGGAAAUACUACCAUUGUGUCAACAUCACCACACAGGAGCGCUUUAAAGUCAGAGACAUAGCUAACAAGACAGAAUGUUUGGCUUUGGAAGGUGCCUACUGGAAGAAUGUGAAGAUCAACUUUGAUAAUGUGGGAGCAGGAUAUCUGGCACUGUUACAAGUGGCUACAUUCAAAGGCUGGAUGGACAUCAUGUAUGCAGCUGUGGACUCUCGCAAUUUGGAAGAUCAACCCGACUAUGAAGUUAAUCUGUACAUGUAUAUGUACUUUGUGGUAUUCAUCAUAUUUGGAUCCUUCUUUACACUCAACCUCUUCAUUGGUGUCAUUAUAGACAACUUCAAUCAGCAAAAGAAAAAGUUUGGAGGUCAAGACAUCUUCAUGACAGAGGAACAGAAGAAAUACUACAAUGCUAUGAAGAAGCUUGGCUCAAAGAAACCCCAAAAGCCUAUCCCUAGGCCAGCGAACAAGUUUCAAGGAUAUGUCUUUGAUUUCAUUACAAAGCAAGCCUUCGACAUUGUCAUCAUGAUUCUUAUAUGCCUUAAUAUGGUCACCAUGAUGGUGGAGACAGACGACCAGACGGACGACAUGGAUGAAAUUCUCUACAAGAUCAACCUGGUGUUUAUUGUCAUGUUUACCGGAGAGUGUGUUCUGAAGAUGUUCUCACUCCGCCAAUACUACUUCACCAUUGGGUGGAAUGUAUUUGACUUUAUUGUUGUUAUCCUGUCGAUAAUUGGUAUGUUUCUGUCUGAACUGAUAGAGAAGUACUUUGUUUCACCAACCUUAUUCCGAGUCAUUCGACUGGCCCGGAUUGGUCGCAUCCUUCGCCUCAUCAAGAGUGCCAAGGGAAUCCGUACACUCUUGUUUGCUUUGAUGAUGUCACUUCCUGCCUUGUUCAAUAUUGGUCUCCUCCUCUUCUUAGUGAUGUUUAUCUAUGCCAUCUUUGGCAUGUCGAACUUUGCAUACGUCAGGAAGGAGUCUGGGAUUGACGACAUGUUCAACUUUGAGACAUUUGGCAACAGCAUGAUUUGCCUGUUCCAGAUCACCACGUCAGCUGGUUGGGACGGCCUGCUGGCACCCAUCCUAAACAAGAGAGAGCCAGACUGUGACAGCCGUAAAGAGCACCCAGGCAGCAAGUACAAGGGGGGAGACUGUGGGAACCCCCUUGUAGCCAUUAUCUUCUUUGUGAGCUACAUCAUAAUCUGUUUCCUCAUUGUGGUCAACAUGUACAUUGCUGUCAUCCUGGAGAACUUCAGUGUGGCCACUGAGGAGAGCGCUGAGCCCCUGAGCGAGGAUGACUUUGAGAUGUUCUACGAGGUCUGGGAGAAGUUUGAUGCACGGGCCACCCAGUUCAUGGAGUAUGAGAAGCUGUCUGACUUCGCUGAUGCCUUGGACCCCCCGCUACGCAUUUCUAAGCCCAACAAAAUCCAGUUGAUCUACAUGGAUUUGCCCAUGGUAAGUGGGGAGCGCAUCCACUGCCUGGACAUCCUGUUUGCCUUCACCAAGCGCGUCCUGGGUGAGGGCGAAGGUUUGGACAUCCUCCGGGGUCAAAUGGAGGAGCGCUUUAUGGCCUCCAACCCCUCCAAGGUGUCCUACGAACCCAUCACCACCACGCUACGCCGCAAACAAGAAGACAUGUCUGCCCUGGUAAUUCAGAGAGUUUUCAGACGAUAUCUGCUCAGACGUAUUGUUAAACGGGCCUCUGCCAUGUACAAAGAGAAGAUGCUCCUUGAUAAAGAGGUUCUCGUCAUAGACAAAUUUAACGAGAUCUCUACUUCAGACAGAACUGACAUGACAUCCUCCACAGCCUCUCCCCCGUCAUAUGACAGUGUAACAAAACCAGAGAAAAACAAAUAUGAAAAAGACAAGAGAGAGAAGGAGGUGAAGAAGAAAAAGAAGUGAAUGGAUGUUGGGAAGAUGCAACGUAGACGUUUCAUUUCGUGACAAAUUGUUUACAGCCUUUGAAGGUGACUAAUGUGUCAAGUGGACCUUCUUCUUUGGUGUGGAUAUCUAUGCCAAACUGACAAUGCUUACUUGAGUCUAAAUGCAAGGUUGGUGUCUAAAAUGAGGUAGUGACUCACAUUCUUAGGCUGUAGGGUGACCCAUUGUUCAGAUAAAUAUUUCCGUGGGGACAAAAACAAAUAGCUGCCCGCCGACAGGUAGAAGAAUUUGUUAUGGGUGUUGUUCCGAUCGGAAACAUUUAGUUAUGUUGUGCCCUGUAACUUCUCUUGCAGCCGGUACUACCAAGGCUGCAUCCAGUGUCUUGCAUUAUAACUGCCAUAUGAUUUACUGACUUAUUUUUCAUACAGAAUCUUGUUUUUAAAUCAUAGGUUGAUUGUGUGACUAUAUUUUUUGUAAACUGUUUUUUUUCUGCAAAAAGAGGGGUUUCAUUUAUUGCUUUAAAGGUAGUCUUGUUCACUUUAAAUGUUCAUACGACUUGACUACUCAUGGCGACCAUUAUUGCUGCAGUGCAGUUUGGGGGAUUGCUGCAGUUCAAUCUAAAUGUAGACCUGCAUGAAGGCACUGAAAUGUUUUUCAUACUCAUGAAUCGGCAACAUUAUUACAUGUUUACUGACACUAUUACAAAUCAACAAGAAAACAUUUCUCCAGAGCAUACAGUCCAAAAAACAUUACCACCAAUUAUUAUCUGCCAUCAGUUUCAGAACAAUAACAUGGGCUAUAAUGCCUAACGCCAUCUAGUAACACAUACUUAGUUUUCCUACUUUCAUUCAUCAGAAUCUACAGUACAAUACAGAAUACAUGAAUCUUUACAGCUGGUUCACAGAGUUGAUACCCAUAGUAUUCAUUAUCCAUCUCUUCUGUCCAGCUUGUACCUCAAUGGCCUCAAAGACAUGUCUAUACUGUCUUGAGUUCUCUUCACGUGGUGAAUGCUAAAACGAGCCAAUGUCCUCUGCACAGUAUAGUUGUGUCAGUCAGGUGUAAGUCACCUCAUUUAGUCGCCAAGCCUCUGACAAGAGAAACACUGUAUUCUGUAUCAUAUGUGCUCAUCAUAUGAAAAAAACUUAAGAGGUAUUCUAGCAUCAUGACUCUGCGUUUUUGCCACUGCUACAUCAUUGGUCAGUGCUAGAAAACGUCCUUGUCUUUUGCCAAAUCCAAGUUCAUUUGUGUGCACCUUCCCUUCCUCACUUCCCUAAUAGUUUUCCAUUGUUAUUGAUGUAUCUGUAUGUACAUAUUCUAUAAUAUAUGAAAUAUACAAAUAUAUUUGAUAUGUUAGGUGAUAGUUUUCAUGUAUAAUGGAAUAUAUGAAGUUGUUAGUGUUAUUUAGUACAUAUAAAUGUAUAUAUUAUAUUCUGCAUUCUCUGCUCUAUAUGGCAGACAGACCAGAGUAUGAUGCAUCCUGCUGAGGCUGUGAGGACAUUGUGUUUAGAUUUCACUUAAUGUCUAUAUAAAUACUGUAAUAUAAUAAUUUUUCUUUGUACUAUAUAACCCCUUUGUAAAUAAUUUGCUACACAAUAUGGCUUCACUGUCUGCACCAUAGCCACUUUAGUUAUUUCAGCUUCACUGCACUUUUUCAUUCUGAAACUCCCCAUGUGAUCUAGUGAAAGGGAAGUGACUUCUCGUUUUGAUUCUUGCCAUUUUUAUUGUGUGUCGUCAUUUGUAAACUGUGGUCACAGCUUACCUCACAUGCUUUAUCAUAAUAAAUAUCUAAGGUGGAACAUCAGGUUCAGAGAAUUCUGAAUGUGAUUGUCUCAAGGCUAGUGUGACUGCACAAGUCUUCGAUUGUUUCCGGCAUUUGUUUACAUUUGUAUAGUUAUUAAAUUCUUCAGGAUGUUACUUUUGCCAGCUGUUCACUCUGUAUAAUAUGUCACAAGUAUCUGUAAUUAAAAUGUUAUAAAGUA